Funneliformis caledonium is the source of this 483-nucleotide messenger RNA. The record is from the annotation of a GenBank genome assembly. NCBI's taxonomy places the organism in Eukaryota, Fungi, Glomeromycota, Glomeromycetes, Glomerales, Glomeraceae.
AUGGAAGCUUACAAAGAAACUAAUGACUACAAUUUAGAACUUUCUGAUUCUUCUAAAAAUACUGAAACUCUUAAUGUAAAACUUAUUGAAAUUUGUGCUUCACUUGAUUCCAACAAUGGGCUUUGGUAUCUAAUUUUCGCAAGUUUAGAGCACAAUCACUCUAUGGUUUCUAAAAACUUUCGCAAGUUUAUGUCUGAAGAAUGGACAAUUCCAAUUGAAGUUCAAGAAAAAAUCUUACCUUUUCAUCGUGCUAGGUGUAAUAUUCCUAUAAUUCAAGCAAUACUAAAAGAAAAAUUUUCAGAAAAUGUAACUUGGAUUUAUGAUAAUUUGUACAACUUUAUUUAUCAAAAAGAAGGAGUAAGACGAGAAUUUGAUUCAAAUGAUUUUGUUAAGGAAUUAGAAUAUCUUAAAUCUCAAGAUAAUGAAUUUUGUUAUGAAGUUUUAAUAGAUCCUGAAACAAAUGAAUUUAAGCAAGCAAUUUGA